Plutella xylostella (diamondback moth) is the source of this 4375-nucleotide messenger RNA. NCBI's taxonomy places the organism in Eukaryota, Metazoa, Arthropoda, Insecta, Lepidoptera, Plutellidae. The record is from RefSeq and is a predicted model, not a curated record.
AUUAAUAUAUGUUUGACGUCUGGUAACGCUGUAAAUGGAAAUUACGGCGUGGAUGGAAUUUUGUUGAAUAUUUGCUUUGAUAAAGCAUUAAAAUCCAGUAUUUUUAACUUAAAUUGUCGCGUUAUAUCUGCAGUUUGUUACGCAAUACAGUUAACAUUUAUUAUCGUUGAAAUAAUGACUGAGAGGCUCAAAGUUUUGUAUCAAAGUUUGUGCAUAUCAUUGUCUGUUUUAGCGCCAUCAAGUUUUACAGUGUUUCUUGUGUUAUAGCAGUGGAAGACUUUAUUGACAUGUUCGUGAUUUCACUAGGAUUACUAGUGUGUAGCGUAAAGUUUAUAGUUUGACGGAGUAGUUUGUGUACAAACAUUGGAACAGUUGGCAAGCAUGUACCCGACGCCGACGCGGCACCCGGCUGCCGCUAUCAGGGGACCGCAGCCCUCAUCGGGACCCAUAAAAUUGACUAUAGGUGACACUUUAGAACGAAUUAAAGAAGAAUUUAACUUUCUACAAGCUCAAAAUCACAGCUUAAAACUAGAGUGUGAGAAGCUGGCCAGCGAGAAAACAGAAAUGCAGAGGCAUUAUGUGAUGUACUACGAAAUGUCUUACGGAUUGAAUGUUGAAAUGCACAAGCAGACAGAAAUAGCUAAACGGCUGAGUGCAAUUAUAGUCCAAGUAUUGCCAUUCCUAGCUCAGGAACACCAACAGCAGGUCUCGCUGGCCAUCGAGAGGGCCAAGCAAGUCACCAUGUCCGAACUUAACUCUAUAAUCGGACAGCAACAGCAGCAGCAUGGUCUGCAACAACUUAUUCAACAGAUCCACGCUCAAGCGGGGCUGGCGGGGCACGGCGCGGGCGCGGGGGGGCUCCUCGGCGCGGGGGCGCUGUUGUUCGGAGCGCCCCCGGGAGCAGGGCCGCCGCCGCCCCCGCACUUGCCGCCCCCGGCGCAUAAGGUAGAGUUGCCGCCCCCUCCAGACGUGAAGCCUCCAGUCAUGGGCGGGCCGCCGCCCCCGCUGCUGCCCGGGCAGCCGCCCCCAAGAGACCGGGAUGAUGAGAGACACGUGCCUAGGGGCAUGCAACAGCGUCGCUCAGUCUCACCGCACGAGCGCGAACAGAAGUACCGUCCUCGCUCGCCGGAGCCCGAGCCGCUGGACGCGAAGCGAAGGAAAGAAGAGAAGGUACACAGUCAUGUGAGCUUGUGCAGUGACAGCGACGCAGAGAAAAGUGAUCAAGAUCUAGUAGUAGAUGUAGCGAAUGAGGAGGAGCGCGGUUCCCCGGGCGCGCGCGGGGCGGAGGGCGCGGAGCGGGGGGAGGCGCGCCCGCCCUCGCGCUCCGGCUCCUCCUCCAGCCGGUCCACGCCCAAGAGCACCAAGGACGAGAAGCCCGGCACGCCUGGCGGCAAGAUGCCUCGAGCAUCCACCCCGACUGGGUCCGCUCGAGGUCCAUACGGGUUUCCACCCUACCCCGGGUAUCGACCCCCCAAUCACUACGACAACCCGCACCAUAGGACCAACGGCAUCGCUGCUGCUAAACCCCCAUACUCAUACCACACAUGCGGUGGUCCACUCCAGCCCGUUCCAUUCCCUACGGACGCCCUCAUAGGGCCAGGCAUUCCCCGCUCGGCUAGACAAGUGGCCUCAUUACCCCACGGCGAAGUGGUGUGUGCGGUCGCCCUAUCACUGAGCAAUGGGGCAAGACAUGCUUAUACAGGGGGGAAAGGAUGCGUCAAACUAUGGGACAUAACCAACCCUGGGUCACCGAACACCCUAGAACCGCUAUCGCAACUCGACUGUUUGUCGAUUGAUGCUGUGCAACGAGACAACUACAUUCGCUCCGUCAAGCUUCUCCCGGACGGUCGCACGCUGAUCGUGGGCGGCGAGGCGUCCAACCUGUCCAUCUGGGACCUCGCGUCGCCGACGCCGCGCAUGCGCGCCGAGCUCACCUCGUCCGCGCCCGCGUGCUACGCGCUCGCUAUCAGCCCGGAUUCUAAGGUGUGCUUCAGUUGUUGUUCCGACGGCAACAUAGCAGUAUGGGAUCUCCAUAAUCAAACAUUAGUUAGACAAUUCCAAGGCCACACAGACGGCGCAUCCUGCAUAGACAUCAGCCCGGACGGGAACCGGCUGUGGACGGGCGGGCUGGACAACACGGUGCGCUCCUGGGACCUGCGCGAGGGCCGCCAGAUGCACCAGCACGACUUCUCCAGCCAGAUCUUCUCGCUCGGCUACUGUCCUACAGGCUCCUGGCUAGCAGUCGGCAUGGAGAACUCCCACGUCGAAGUCCUACACGCGGGCAAACCGGACCGCUACCAGCUGCACCUGCACGAGUCGUGCGUGCUGUCGCUGCGGUUCGCGUCCUGCGGCAAGUGGUUCGUGUCCACCGGCAAGGACAACCUGCUCAACGCGUGGCGGACCCCCUACGGAGCUAGCAUAUUCCAGUCUAAAGAAUCUUCGUCGGUGCUGAGUUGCGACGUCGCGGCAGAUGACAAGUUCAUAGUGACGGGGUCUGGCGACAAGAAAGCGACAGUUUACGAAGUCAUGUACUGAACCACCCGUGAGUGUCAGAAGAAAUCUCAGGCAAUAAGACCCUUCCUUGGGGUCCAUAGUCCAUCUCUUGCGAUUUAGUGAGAAGGAAUUCAUUAGUGUAUAUGGAAACGUGAAAGAGGAAAUGGUAAAUAAAUGUCUUAUUGUAUAAAAGCAAGCUUUAUCUAUGUUUUUUCUUUGGUCUACUUUAGUGUUUAAAUUCAUUUUAUCAUCUUAUCGCACGGAAAUAAUAAUAGGUACAUAUUUUUGUAUAAAUGUGUGCUUUUAUAACAAUGAUGGUUCUUCAGAAAUAAAUAUUCUUUUCCAUAUAGUGACUAGCCGUCAUGACUCUCUGAAGUAUUGACUCAUUUAAUAAUAUGUAACAUAAAUAAACGUUCCCAAAAUCAUUUUCGAAUAUUUGAAGAUUUUUUUACAACAGAGAAACAUAUUGUUUUGGUUUCUGAUAUCUGAAAUUGUUAUGCAAUAUGCAAUGGACCAGUAAAAUCCCCAUUUUGAAAAAGAAAAGUUAUUGUACGUUGUUUUUGUAAAAACCAGGAAACAGGUGUUUAAAAUAAAUGUUUUAUAACUAUGUAUUACUUAUUAGUUUCAUGUCUUUAAACUUUAUACAUUACAUUUCUGUAUUUUUAUCAUUCAGACACUCAUCAGGUUAUUUUCAAUUGAGAUUCCCAGUGGCUGGUAAAUCAGAUGAUUUGGUAAAUAUAGGUAUAGGUUCUCAGAAAGAUGAAUGUUAGACGCAAAUAUUUUAGUGUUAUUGUAUAUUUUUAUAAUAAAAUAAGAAAUACAUUAUUAAAUAAAAGGAUCAGUUUCAUCAGUACUUUUGUAGUUACAUAUUAUAUAAUUUGUGAAAUUAUUAUGAGAUUCUUGCGAAUCCUUAUAUUUUUUUCUUGACUGAAUUUUGUCAUUUUUAUCUUUACUUUAUUGGACGUCUAAAAUUAUUUUUGUAAUAGUUCUAAGUAAGUAUUUUAUUAAAAUUACAAACAUAUCAAUGGACUUAUUUUAUAGACAAAAUUUUAAUGCAUUUUUUUCUAUCUAAUAACAAUAAAUGUUCCUCAAAUUUAAAAAGGAUUACCUAGGACACUUUACCCUGUUACCACUAAAUUCCAAUAUCAGCAUUUGUUUAUAUUCUUUAAUUUGUUCGUUACAUUUAAUUUACUUAAGUACCUACAUAUUUUUUUUAUAACUACGCUAUCCACAUAUUUUUAAUUAAGUUAUAAUGCAAAGUCUGAGUUUGCGAAACGGGUAUGAAACACGAUAAGUUUUCGUCGUAUUAUUGUAAAGUAUGUAUUAGAUACUUGCCGUCUGCAACAUGUGUCCCAGCUCUCAAGUGAUUAAAAUAAUAUUCUAAAAAAAUAAGGGGAGAAUGUACGGAGAUAUAUGUAUAUUGUUUACCCACCUAAACAGAAAAUAAGGGUAGAACAUAAUAUGUAUCAACUCGUACGGAUAAAGCUAUAGGUCCUAGUUUCUAAAUAUAUAAUUUAAAAAGCAAUAAAUGUGGUACUUGUUGUAACGCGUCGCUUUGUAGUUAAAACUAGUUUCUCCCAAAAUUCUAUCUCAUAUUUUUUUAUUCCUCCGUCCUUCUAUGUUUAAAAAUAAUACAUUUCAUGAAAAUAUCUGGUAUAUUUGUGGUAAUUAAUCAAUGUGAAUAGAUAAGGUUAGUAUUGAUUGCAUCAUGAUCUGCAAUUUGUGAUAUUAUUAAGCUAUAAUACAUGUGAUGAAUUUAUUGAUUUAAUGCCACCAUUGGGUCGUGAACUCGUGACUAUGAAGAUUUGUUAUAAUUCCUACUGUCAUCAUGUGAAACUUGAUUUUAUUACAUUGAUUAUAUAUUUAAUUUAUGCCCUCAUAA